ACACAACACACAACACACACACACACCCCACUCCAGAACAAGAUGCUGAGGGACUCUGAGCACAUCCUCCUCUUUCACUGAGAGACCUUUUAUACAGUCUGUGUGAGAGACUAACAUGAAGACCUCUAUCAGGCAGAGACUAACAUGAAGACCUCUAUCAGGCAGAGACUAACAUGAAGACCUCUAUCAGGCAGAGACUAACAUGAAGACCUCUAUCAGGCAGAGACUAACAUGAAGACCUCUAUCAGGCAGAGACUCUUUAAGGAUCCAGAAUAAUCUCAAACCCUGUUAAAGUGAACCCCAAGAUCCUCUGAGGGGUCGACUCUACAGCCGGAUCUAAAGGGAGGCCUCACGGACCAGAACCGGUCCUACUGUAGUGGAUCAGGUUCUUCAUGAGCAGGUGGAGGUCAGGUGGAGGUCAGGUGGAGGAGGACUCACCUGUCAGGGUCAUGGGAGGAUUACUAGCUGAGUGAACGCAGCGCUAACUGUCACGUGACAGCAGCUUCCACCAGGGUCCAGCGGUGGCCUGACUUCCUGUUAUGUCUGGCUGUCUGCUGAGCAUGACACACCCCCCCCCCCCCCUCUCCUCCUCCUCCUCCUCCUCCUCCUCCUGCUGACUCUCAGUGAGUGUGCAGACAGUCUCUGUCUGGAUCAGACGGAGGACACACUCUCUCACACACACAGUCUCUCUCUCACACACACACAAACACACACAAACACACACACACGGACAGGCAGACCGCCGGUUACACCGACACGAGCAGCAGACCUCAGCCGAGAGGAGAGCCUCCAGACCCGGUGAGCAUGUCGGUGCUGGCUCCGCCCCCCAGCAGUAGCUCCGACGCCUGCCUCAGCAUCGUCCACAGCCUCAUGUGUCACCGUCAGGGCGCGGAGAACGAGGGCUUCGCCAAGCGGGCGAUCGAGAGCCUGGUGAAGAAGCUGAAGGAGAAGAAGGACGAGCUGGACUCGCUCAUCACCGCCGUCACCACCAACGGCGUCCACCCGAGCAAGUGUGUGACCAUCCAGAGGACGCUGGACGGGCGGCUGCAGGUAGCAGGUAGGAAAGGGUUCCCUCAUGUGAUCUACGCCCGUCUGUGGCGUUGGCCCGACCUUCAUAAGAACGAAUUGAAACACGUGAAGUUCUGUCAGUUCGCCUUCGACCUGAAGUACGACAGCGUGUGUGUGAACCCGUACCACUACGAGAGGGUGGCCACGCCCAACACUGCAGGUCCUCACUCUGUGAUUAAGGAGGAGUACAUGCAGGACUGUCUUCAGAUCGACCUGCCCCCCCACAGUGACCCCUACAACCAGCCGCGGCCUGUCAGCAUGUAUCCCAGCAUGCCCCUCUCUCCCCCAGGCAGCAGCUCCAUGCAGACAGCCGCUCUGCCAGGAGGGGGCGUCGGUGGGGGAGGAGUCGGCGGCGAGGGACCUGGCCUCUUACAGAUCGCCCCGCCUCAGAACCACGUAGGCCACGCCUCCCCUCCUCAUGCAAAUCCCCCUCACACCCCCCAGCCUCCUCACCCUCCCACUCCCACCUCCCCUCAUCCACACAGCCCGGAGUACAGCAGCCCCCCAGGACAGGUACUGUACCUGCAGGACCAGGAGGAGCAGUCCACCUGGCCAGGUAACAGCCCCGCCCCCUACAGCCCUGCAGGACCUCACCACAGUGGGCGGAGCCACCAGCACCAGCCAUUACAUUCAUCACCAACACCACCACGCCCCCACCACUCACUUCUGCACCACAGCACCGCCCCCUAUCCACAACCAGUGUCCAACCAUCCAGGUCCAGAGUUCUGGUGCUCCAUCUCGUACUUUGAGUUGGACGUUCAGGUCGGGGAGAUGUUCAAGGUCCAGUCCAGCUGUCCAGUCACAGUGGGACGGUAUGUGGAUCCUUCAGGAGGGGACAGGUUCUGUUUGGGACAGCUGAGUAACGUCCAUCGCACCGCACAGCCACCGGGCCAGGUGACCAGUCUGCCCGGUCUGCCGGCUGACCGGUCUGCCCGGCUCCAACAUCGGUGGGGGGUCCAGCUGGAGUGUCGGGGGGAGGGGGACAUCUGGAUGCGUUGCCUCAGCGAUCACUCCGUGUUCGUUCAGAGUUUCUACCUGGACCGGGAAGCGGGCCGAGCUCCUGGAGCCGGUUUGCAUACGAUCUACCCCGGAGCCUACCAUCAAG
Messenger RNA from Notolabrus celidotus (New Zealand spotty), 2173 nucleotides. Its product is annotated as mothers against decapentaplegic homolog 4-like. Gene Ontology annotation, cellular component: heteromeric SMAD protein complex. NCBI's taxonomy places the organism in Eukaryota, Metazoa, Chordata, Actinopteri, Labriformes, Labridae. The record is from RefSeq and is a predicted model, not a curated record. Gene Ontology annotation, molecular function: I-SMAD binding; DNA-binding transcription factor activity, RNA polymerase II-specific; RNA polymerase II cis-regulatory region sequence-specific DNA binding. Gene Ontology annotation, biological process: BMP signaling pathway; regulation of transcription by RNA polymerase II; anatomical structure morphogenesis.